AUGCUUUGGAGAUGUUCGGCUCAUUUGGAGAUCAGGAUUUCACAGCUCUGAGGGACUGCAGCUGAGCAGUUAACCAAGGCAUCGAUAUGGAGGUUUCCAACCCUCUGAAGAUGUACGGCCUGUACCUGGAAGCCGUCAACGAUUAUAUUAAUGAAUCCUACGGAGAGGACGUGUGGAGGCUCAUCGAGAACCGAGCAGAGAUACCCCACCUCAAGUUUGUCCGACACCAGAUGUACAAUGACAACCUGAUCCUGCGGUUGGCCAAGGCGGCAGGUGAGGUUCUGGGAAAGACCCACGACGAGCUGAUGUACGCCUUCGGGGUCUAUAUGGUCAAGAGGAUCGGAAACUACGGAUACGAGCGGAUCCUAAAGGUCUUGGGGCGAAAUGUGCGCGACUUCAUCAACGAGCUGGACAACUUGCACGAGUACUUUCGCUUCUCCUUCCCCAAAGUGCAGCCGCCCAGCUUCUGCGUGGAGGAGGAGUGCGAGACGAGCCUCACGCUGCACUAUCGUAGCACCCGCAAAGGUUUCACCCAGUUCGUCAAAGGACAGCUGUCUCAAGUGGGACGGCAAUUCUACAGCACAGACAUCGAAGUGGAAAUCCUGUCUAAAGAGGAGACGGAGAAAAUGACGUAUGUGGUCUACAAGAUGAACUUCGACAACGCAGCCUUCAAACACCGCACGCCGCAGCAGAAGACGGCGCCGGGCUACGAGAAGCUGCCGAUGAAGCGAGGCCUCUUUUUCGACAUGUUCCCCUUCAGCGUGAUCUUCCGCCGCGACAUGACCAUGUACCGCAUUGGAGACGGCCUCAAAGAGGUCUUCUCCGACCUGCAGGGCAAGAAGGUCAACGAGGAGUUCACUCUGAUCAGACCCAUGCUGGAGUUCACCUGGGAUAACAUCUACACCCAUCUGAACAAUGUGUUUGAGCUGCUGUCUGUAGCGGUGGUGGAGAGCAAGCAGAAGGUCAACAUUCCCAAACUGAGCAAGGAGGAUCCGGAGGAGAGUCGAGAGAAGGAGGAGAAUGAGAAAGCAAAGAGAGAAGAAGAAAGAGAUGAAGGGAGGUCUAAGGACAUGGAGGAGAUGAAGGGUUCGGACCAGGAGUACAGCGGCACCGUCACGCAGUACAACAGCUCAGCUAACUCUGGAGGAGAGGACAUUGAACUUCUGGCUUUCCAAACUGUCACCGGAAAGCGCAGCGAGACGAUCUUUGAGGACACGCGGGAGCCUCCGAAGAAACCUCUCCACCUGAAGGGCCAGAUGAAGUACGUCCCCCCUUGGGACUCCCUCAUCUUCCUGGGGACCCCCAUCAUAGAGACAGUGGAGGACAUGAUAAAGAUGGGAGUGUACGUGAACGAUCUGAACCUGCAUGACUCCAGCAGAGAGCUGAUUCUGGCCGGGACGCAACAAUCGGCCGAGCUACAGCUGGCCCUGGAUCAGGAGCAACAGAAAUACGCUCAGCUGAUGGAAGUCAUCAAGACGCUGGACGAGGAGAAGAAGAGAGGAGAUUCUUUGCUGUACGCCAUGAUCCCUAAAGCUGUGGCCGACCGCCUCAGGAAGGGGAUCACUGCGCUGGAGACGUGCCAGGUCUUCCCCGAUGUGACCAUCCUGUUCAGCGACGUGGUGAAGUUCAACGAGAUCUGCAUCCACAUCACUCCCAUGCAGGUGGUGGACAUGCUGAACGAGAUCUACAUCGUGUUCGACACGCUCAGCGAGAAGCACAACGUCUAUAAGGUGGAGACGAUCCGCGACGCCUACAUGGUGGUGGCCGGGGUUCCCAAUAAAACCACCUUUCACGCGCACCAUAUCUGCGACAUGGCGCUGGACAUGCUGAGCUCCAUCGACCACCUGAAGGACCCGUCCACCGGGGACAACAUCCAGAUCAGAGUCGGUGUUCACUCGGGGAUGGUGGUGGCAGGUGUGGUGGGGCUGAAGAUGCCCAGGUACUGUCUGUUCGGAGACACAGUGAACACCGCCUCCAGGAUGGAGAGCAACGGAGUGGGCAUGCAGAUUCACAUCAGCCAGACCACCAAAGACCACCUGGAACACGAGCCCUAUAUCAUCGAAGAGAGGGGCAAGAUAUUUGUGAAGGGUAAAGGCUACAUGAAGACCUACUGGCUGAAAGGGAAGAGAGAUUUAUCGUUCAAGACCCCGGCAGAGCUGCGAUACAGCGCCGAGCAGAAGGAAUCUGAGGACAAGAGCUCUAAUGGCUCCAUCAGCUCCAACACCAAGCGCAUGGGCUCCAACCUGAACAUCGGGGGCAGCCGGGAGCAUGUGGAGGGCAAGCCGAGCCCCUGCGACCUCCCUCUGGAGCACGCCCCCCCGCCAGAGGUCGAGCCCGCCGCCAUCUCAGACGAGCCCCACGACAAGGAGAAGGCCAACAAAAAGACUAAAAACAACAAGGGGGCAAAGAUGGAGGGGCCCCCGGUGAUCGCUGUGAUCGAGUCUUUGCCCCCCGAGGAGACCCCCGCUCCGCUCAUCAACAGCAAGAGGAACAGCUUCAGGCAGCAGUACGCCAAGCUGCCCACCGCCAAACUGCCCAUGAGGAGCGCCUCCUGCUGCCUCCUGUGAGCGGAGAGUUUGUGAUAAUCAAACAAAACCCAACAUGAGACCAGGGGGUGAAGAUUAAUAUGCUAUUGGAGGUUAAUCAAGGGGGGGGGUGAUGACAUUUAACAUGUUGCAGUGACUGACAAUCUGCAUUUUAACAAGUGGUGGAAGAAAGAAGUAGUUAAAAGUAGAAGUAUCAGAUAUUUAAGGUCAACAUAAAAACAAAACACAGACCCACUAGAGUCCCGAAAGGAACAAGAAGAGAACAGAACAGCAUCACAAUCACAACAUCUCUAGUAGAAACAAAAGCCAAUAAGAUGUGUCUUCGGUUGUUUUUGUAAAGGCUUCUACAGAGACUGCAGAUGUCAAUAGGGAGAGAGUUCCAGUGUUGGAGCACCACCAAAGUAUGUGAUUAUAAAACAAACCCCAACAUGGGACCAGGGGGUGAAGAUAAAUGUACGAUUGGAGGUUAAUCAAGGGGGAGAAAUAAUGAAAUGUAACAUCUUGCAGUGACUGACUAUCAUCGCAUUUCAACACGAUGUGCAGGAGAUUAUUUAACUCGAUUAAAAGUAGAAGUAUCAGAUUUUAGAUUUACUCUGUUCAGUGUCAAAAUGAUCUAGUUCAAUAAGCUCCUUUACAAAGUGCUGACAAUAUCAUUGGUGUUUAAUUCAACAUUUUGCAGUGACUAACAAUCUGCAUUUUAACAAGUGGUGGAAGAAUAUAUUUAAGACAAACCCCAACAUGUGACGAGGGUCUGAAGCUAAAUGUACCAUCGGAGGUUAAUCAGACGGGGAAAUAAUGAAAUGUAACAUCUUGCAGUGACUGACUAUCGUUGCAUUUCAACACGAUGUGGAGGAGAUUAUUUAACUCGAUUAAAAGUAGAAAUAUCAGAUUUUAGAUUUACUCUUGUCAGUGUAAAAUCUUGCUUUCAAUAAGCUCCAUUACCAAGCGCUGUCAUUGGAGGUUAGUUGGUGGAAAUUCAACAUUUUGCAGAGACUGACAAUCUGAAUUUUAACACGUGGUGGAAGAAAGAAAGUAAAAGUAGAAAUACCACAUUUUAGAUCUACUCUGUUCAGUGUCAACAUUAUCUAGUUCAAUAAGCUCCUUGGUGGUGGAAGAAUAUAUUUAACUCAAGUACGUGAAGACAAACCCCAACAUGUGACGAGGGGGUGAAGAUAAAUAUAUACCAUUGGAGGUUAAUCAGACGGGGGAAUAAUGAAAUGUAACAGUUUGCAGUGACUGACUAUCAUCGCAUUUCAACAAGAAAUUAUUUAACUCAAGUAAAAGUAGAAAUAUCACAUUUUAGAUUUACUCUGUUCAGUGUAAAAGUCUUGCAUUCAAUAAACUCCAUUACCAAGCGCUGUCAUUGGAGGUUAGUUGGUGGAAAUUCAACAUUUUCCAGCGACUGACAAUCUGCAUUUUAACAAGUGGUGGAACAAUAUAUUUAUCUUAAAGUAAAAGUAGAAAUAUCAGAUUGUAGAUUGACUCUGUUCAGUGUAAAAGUCCUGCAUUACCAAGCGCUGAAAAUGUCAUUCGAGUUUAAUGAGGCCAAAAAAAGGAACCAGUCGUGGAAGUAAACAAAUAUCAAUCAAACAUAUAUUUAGAGUACCAAAAGCAAGAGGAAUCGUCAAUAUGUGUUUUGCCUCAUUUCAGAAAAUCCAGAGUUAGAUUAUUGAUGCAUUCAUGUGUUCAUAACGUCUGAUAAAGGUGAAGAUAACUGUAAGACUUGUAUGCUAUUCUUAUUCCUGUUGCUGCUUAAAACAGCUGUCUUGGAAAGGAACAUAUAAUCUAUCAAGGCUCCAAACACUUCCCCAUUCUUCAUGUUGAACUCCAUCUGACUUGAGAAAAAGUACAAUAAGCCUUUUGCAUUUCAAUAAGUAGAGUUAAUAACAUAUCGUAUUUAAAAUGCCUAGUGUAAAUUCGUUUUACAUAUAUGUGCUUUAAUUGUGCCUAAAUGGACCAUACAUGUGCUUUAAAGGGAUAGUGGAAAUCCGCGAAUUUUGGGUUUAACUUGUGUAUUUGUAUUAAAAAUAAGCAUAAUAAACCAUU
Messenger RNA from Gymnodraco acuticeps, 4592 nucleotides. Its product is annotated as soluble guanylate cyclase 88E-like. Gene Ontology annotation, biological process: cGMP biosynthetic process; response to oxygen levels; nitric oxide-cGMP-mediated signaling. NCBI's taxonomy places the organism in Eukaryota, Metazoa, Chordata, Actinopteri, Perciformes, Bathydraconidae. Gene Ontology annotation, cellular component: guanylate cyclase complex, soluble. Gene Ontology annotation, molecular function: oxygen sensor activity; heme binding; guanylate cyclase activity. The transcript is spliced from 17 exons. The record is from RefSeq and is a predicted model, not a curated record. Bases 87 to 2567 code for a protein of 826 amino acids.